This is a messenger RNA of Naegleria fowleri, 3207 nucleotides long. RefSeq lists its product as uncharacterized. The transcript has 2 exons. Lineage: Eukaryota; Heterolobosea; Eutetramitea; Acrasida; Naegleriidae. The coding region runs from base 1 to 3207 and encodes 1068 amino acids. The record is from RefSeq and is a predicted model, not a curated record.
AUGUCUCGAGCAAUGAUUGAGCCAACAGCAACAACGACCACCACAAACGAUCGUAAUACCCACCAUUCUUUACUUGUGGACAUUCUCACAUCACAGAGCAAUAAUGAAGCUAACAUCAAUCACCAAAGAUCGACAACCGUGACGUCGACUCCUCCUACCAUUGAUCCGUCUUUACAUCCACAAGAACAAGAACAACAAGAACAACAACAACGAGAAGAACCAAUUCUUCAAGUCAUUCUUCUUGGUGAUCGAAAUCACAUCAUCAAACCAGCAAUUUUAAGCACACAACUUUUGGAAAACGAUGCUUCCUUUAUUGAAUGUUCUGAAAAUGGAAACAAUCUUUCUUCUCGCAGUUCAAAUCCAUCAUCACAAAGUGAGCAUCAAGGAACAAAGCUUGAUUCGCACAAUUCAACAACACGUCGACCUUAUCAUCAUCAUCGAGGAACCUUUCAAGUCUUGGGAUCUGCAGGAGAACCAAAUCGGGUAAAUUCCAAUACGUCACUUGAUUCCAAUUCUUCAUCAUCUUCAUCAUCGAAUACAGAUUCUGUUGUGGAAACAUUUUCACCACCCAGCAAUGGAAUACCUCAAAUCCGAUCUCCCAAAUCUCUCUCCAAUUCGACGAUCUCUCCAUAUCACCACCAUCAUCAUCAGCACAAUCAACAACACCACCACAACAAACUCAUUUCAACUUUAACCAUGAAUUUCAACCCCAAUGCACCUUCAGGAAAUGCAAUCUUACUUUUUGCACAAAAACAAACCCUUUUCGAAUCCAUCAUUUCUAAAAAAAGUUCUAGCUUGCCGGAAUUUACGUCACACAUGCACAGUGACGUUCUGAGCUCAACAACGGUCACCGACUGUGAUGAAUGGAGUGGAAGUGAGAGUGGUUAUAAUGAUUCAUUAUACAUGACUCGAAAUGUGAAUACUGUAAAUAUUCAAGACUUGAUUCAAACGAAGAAGACAAACAUGUUGGACUCAGAUUUCGUCUUGAUUGAACAUUUGAAAAAAGUCAGAACAAGAUAUCAAGCUCUUUCGGAGCGUCUUAUUGAAUCUGAAAGUCUUUACAAUGGAAGUGAUGAGAAUGGAAGAAGAAUUUCUUCACCUUCCAAUUCUCCUCAAAUGUUGUCAGUCACAUCACAACAAUCUCAACCUCAAAUGGUUCAUACAUUAUCACGACCAACUCAUGUACCCUUAGAAUCUUCCUCCUCUUCACAAGCAACAACAAUUACCUCAGGAACGUUGUCAACACUUGAAACAUUUAUGAAAUCUUUCAAUUCAACAUGUCUGGAAUAUUGUCAAGAAGAAUUGAAAUUUCUCUAUACCAUUCUGUCAUCGACAAUUGAAACAACAUCGAAUCAUGAUUCCCCUUCCAUCUCAUUAUCUUUUUCAACACCCUCAAACCCAUCCUCUCAUUCAUCUCAUUUAUCAACAUCCCUUCCAAUUUACAUUUCCUGGAAUUCAUUGAAUAUCGAUGAACUCAAAUGCAGUUGUAAUGUAUUGAAAAAACUCUCAGUUCUUCAACACGAUUUCACAAUCACUGAAAAGAUGUUUCUUGCGCAAAAUUUAGCACUUCCAGAUUGUUUCAAUUACAUGUUAUUAGACAAUCCUGAGAAAUCACUCAUUGAGCAAAAUAAGGCAAUUGGUAAACACAAAAUGAAUUACAGUAUUGACAGUGAUGAAAGCUCACCAGAGACAAUGUUUCCAUCUGAAAAGAAGAAGAAGCUUUUUAAUUGGUUUGGAGGAUCAAAGAAGAAGCAGCAACAAUCAUCUUCGACCGGUCGUGGCAACCCAAUCACUGACAAGUCUACUUAUUUACAAGUAUAUAUUGUCCUGUUGGAAGUUGCAGAUUCUCAUUUAAUUCAAAUUCCACCUGGAUCUGAACAUAAUUUAUUUAGAUCUGCCAUUGCCAUUGGUAACUGGUUAUUAGAAUGGCAUGAAUGUUCUCUCAUUGUACCAUCUCGCAAGAGUCCCCAUGGCACUCGUCUUAAUCAUUGCUAUCAUUACAUUCCUCUUCGUAAAAUUGAAGGAGAGAAUGUAGAGAAAACUCUGAUCAAAGUCUCCAAUUUAUGUUGUCUAUGGAAUGGUAAUUUUGUGUAUGAUUUAAAGAAUUGUAAUCAUCAACAUUUUGUGAGAGAUGUUCUGGAAAUGUUGGAAUCUGAAAACUUGUUUUCACCAUUGCCUGUCACAGCCACUCAAGCUUCUUUUGUACCUCCAUUGCCACCAGUGGGAAUUACAAAUCCAUUGUUGUACAACUCUACUUCGAAUCCAAUCCAAAUUGGAAAUGCACAUCGUGACCAUCAUCACCAUAACACAUCUGAAACGACGACUCCAAUUAGACUUUUUGGAACAAGUGUGGAAAUGCUUUUACAUCGAAUUCAACGAGAUGGUUAUUCCUCACUUGCCUUUUAUAUGAACGAUAAUGUGAAGGAAAUAAUAUAUGGAAAGAAAAAGAAGAACUCAAUCAACAAAACAAGCAAUAGUGUUGUUGGAUCGACAUCUCCAAAACUUUCUGGAGUGGUUGCUUCUCCUCCUCAAUCAUCAUCGACCUCUACUCGUGCUUCUUCUAAAUCGACCUAUUUAACGGCGACCACUGCGACAACGACAGUCGUGUCCACAUCCUCUUCACCUCCAGUUAUGAAUGUAGAAUCUUCUAUUGCUUGUGACAUGUCUUCUCCACAAUUGUCAUAUAUCAACAAGAAUGGUAUAAGUAACGCAAACAUUUUCACUUGGAAUGAAAAAGAUUUUAUUACAAUUAAGGAACAUCGAGAUGUGGAUAAUCUCUUUUUUCAUAUUAAGAACGCUUUUGGUCCAGGCAAUGAUUACUUUAAUAGCUUCGAAGGCCAAUGGGAUCGUUGGUUGUUGCAAUUAUUUGACAGAAGUUUCUGGGUUCGUGUCGCACAAUCCAAAAAACCAGUGGAUAGAAACAGUAAGGAUUAUCCACUGACCAAACAGAAUGCACGAUUGACUCUCGAUAAAGAGUCAUUAGAACAGCUUUGUCAAUCUAAGCACGCCACAGAAAAAGGAAAUGUGCUCGUUCAUUGCAAGGAAGAAAUUAAUUGUCCAUUCAAUCCAGAAGCAUUAUCUACCGUCGAGGUAGAUUUGAUCAGCAAAUUGGCCGAUAGUUCUUCCUUAGGUGAGUAUGAACCUUCACUGCCCUAUCGACGACAUUGGGUUACUCCCAAUACCAAGAUAAAUAACAUUAACAAAUAA